Molecule: messenger RNA, 696 nt
Organism: Megalobrama amblycephala (Wuchang bream)
Lineage: Eukaryota; Metazoa; Chordata; Actinopteri; Cypriniformes; Xenocyprididae
Gene: dut
Product: deoxyuridine triphosphatase
Exons: 7
Coding region: 149-646 (165 amino acids)
Biological process (GO): dUMP biosynthetic process; dUTP catabolic process
Molecular function (GO): magnesium ion binding; dUTP diphosphatase activity
Source: RefSeq, a predicted model, not a curated record
AUCAGGGUGAUAAUCAGGAUUAAUUUCACCUGAGUAUUUAACGCUGACAGGACGCCUUCGUGUCGAGUUUCUCCCUCAAGAUGAUCCGCUUCACAUUCACAUAAUUUCGCUUCAAUCUGAAUCAAUUGAACAGCGUUCGAGACUCGCGAUGGAAGUUACAGAAGCGGUUUCGCCGCUGAAGAGAAGCAAGAGUGAUGCAGUGAACGGACACGAAGAGACAAAAGUGCUAAAAUUCGCCAAACUGACCGAACACGCCACGACACCGAGCCGAGGAUCGAACCGAGCCGCGGGAUUCGACCUGUACAGUGCAUAUGACUACAGCAUCGGGCCGAUGGAAAAGGCUCUGGUCAAGACUGACCUCCAGAUCGCGGUUCCACACGGAUAUUACGGCAGAGUAGCUCCUCGCUCGGGUCUCGCCGUGAAGCACUUCAUCGAUGUGGGCGCUGGUGUGGUUGAUGAGGACUACAGAGGGAAUCUGGGAGUCGUGCUGUUCAACUUCAACAAAGAGCCGUUUGAAGUGAAGAAAGGAGACCGUAUCGCUCAGCUGAUCUGUGAGAGGAUCUGUUACCCGGAGCUGCAGGAGUUACAGACGUUGGAUGAGACUGAGAGAGGAGCAGGCGGCUUCGGCUCCACCGGCACCAACUGAAACUCGCUUAACUGUAUAAAAUGUAGUAAUAAAAUUCGUUAGUUUGUUUA